Molecule: messenger RNA, 7918 nt
Organism: Priapulus caudatus
Lineage: Eukaryota; Metazoa; Priapulida; Priapulimorpha; Priapulimorphida; Priapulidae
Product: fatty acid synthase-like
Exons: 34
Coding region: 155-6820 (2221 amino acids)
Biological process (GO): fatty acid biosynthetic process
Molecular function (GO): oxidoreductase activity; fatty acid synthase activity; phosphopantetheine binding
Source: RefSeq, a predicted model, not a curated record
CAGCCGGUCUUUGCGUUUUAUUCCAAAACGGCGCAGGUGAGCCAUUCGACCGCUUACUACGAGGAGCAUAAACACUGCGCUGGAAGUAUAUCCACGGGACAUUUCUCAGAGAUAAACAAAGAUUCACGGAAGCUGGUCAUACGUCUGAAACAAAAUGCCAGCAUACUCGAUCCUGGAACCCAUUAGCUCCAUUGCUCAUGAUGGGCUCCAUGGAAACACGCCAGUCGUGACGAUACCAGCAGAUGCCACGCUCGACCAGGAUCAUGUUGAGAGAGCCGACGACGUCAUUGUUGCCGGCAUUUCCUGUCGUCUGCCAGAGGCGGAUAGCAUGGCGGAGUUCAGACACAACCUGUUUGCUGGAGUUGACAUGAGUACUGACGACGGCCGGAGAUGGGAGGCAGGUUUGUACGGAUUGCCGAGACGGAGUGCAAAACUGAAAGACAUUAGCAAGUUUGAUGCGGCCUUCUUUGGGAUUAGUCCAAAGCAAGCAGAACGAAUGGAUCCACAAAUCAGAAUUCUGCUGGAAGUUACUUAUGAGGCUAUCGUUGAUGCAGGUUACAACCCGCAGGAUCUGAGGGGCAGCAGGACGGGUGUGUUCGUGGGCGUGUCAGGGAGCGAAGCCUGUGAUGCAUGGAGCUUGGAUCCGGAGACUGUGUCAGGUUACACGAUGACUGGUUGCCAGAGGGCGAUGGUGUCAAACAGACUCUCCUUCUAUUUUGACUUCAAAGGUCCUAGUUAUUCGAUCGACACUGCAUGCUCCUCCAGUCUGUACGCCGUGGACAAUGCUGUAGCUGCUAUUAGAAGCGGCCAGUGUGACUCUGCUAUAGUCGGUGGAGUCAACCUGAACCUGAAGCCACAGACUGCACUCCAGUUUCAUAGGUUGGGAAUGCUGUCACCAGAGGGCAUGUGCAAGUCAUUUGAUGCAGCCGGCAAUGGCUACUGCAGGGCAGAGGGCGCUGUAGUAGUUCUGUUACAGAAGAGAGCUUCAGCGAGGAGGAUCUAUCUAACUAUUGUUCAUUCCAAGGCUAACACAGACGGGUUUAAGGAACAAGGCGUUACGUUCCCGGCCGGCGCGAUGCAGAAGCAGCUGCUGCAGGAAGUCUAUGGUGAGGCGGGGGUUGACCCUGCGAAGGUUGCAUACGUAGAAGCUCACGGCACCGGCACUAAGGUCGGCGAUCCACAGGAGCUCAACGCUGUCACCGACGUCUUCUGCAAGGCUCGCCAGGGAGCGCUGCCGAUUGGCUCGGUGAAGUCCAACAUGGGGCACGCCGAGCCUGCUUCAGGUCUUGCUGCAAUGGCAAAGGUAAUACUAGCAAUGGAGGAGGGAGCUGUUCCUGGAAACCUGCAUUACAAUGAGCCAAAUCCAGACAUUCCCGGCCUGAUUAAUGGAAAGCUCCAAGUUGUGACUAGCUCUAUGCCACUUCCCAGGGGCAGCUUUAUUGGCAUUAAUUCAUUCGGGUUUGGUGGUGCCAAUGUCCAUGUGAUUCUGAAGGGUCCAAACAAUGCGAGACCACAAAUGAUGACCGAUGAGGCGCGGCUAGUCAAGGUAGCAGGAAGGACACCAGAGGGCGUUGAAGGCAUGCUGAGAGCAGCCGAGGAAAACUCGCAUGACGCAGAGUUUCUCGCAUUGCUGGAUCUUAUAUAUGCCAGUCCCACCAGUCUGCAUCCGUACAGGGGUUUCACGGUGCUUAACACUAGCAAGCAAAGCGCCGAUGUGCAGCGUGUCAGCAGUGAGGCUCGUCCCAUUUGGUUUGUCUGCUCUGGCAUGGGCGUGCAGUGGCCGGGCAUGGCGCGCGACAUGAUGCGCGUGCCCGCCUUCAAGCAGACAAUGCUGCGGCUAGCUGACACGCUCAUGGGUCACGGGGUCGACCUCUGUGACAUCAUAGCGUCAGGCGAGGAGAAGAUGCUGGAGAGCACACCUGUUGCCUUCGCCGCAAUAGCCGCCGUACAGGUGGCGCUGAUUGAUGUUUUACGCUCGCUCGGCAUCUAUGGCGAUGGUUUCGUCGGUCACUCGGUCGGUGAGUUGGCCUGCGCCUAUGCAGACGGAUGCCUGACUGCAGAACAGACUGUACUCUGUGCUUACUGGAGAGGAAAGUGCGUGAGCGAGGCCAAGCUACCGGCUGGCAAGAUGGCUGCCAUCGGCUUGACGUGGGAGGAGACGAGGCGUCGCUGUCCGGCUGACGUUGUCGCCGCGUGUCACAACUCUCGCGACAGUGUCACCAUCUCAGGACCGGCUGCGAGUGUUGACGUCUUCAUGGCUGAGCUGCGAGCCGACGACGUGUUCGUGAGAGAGGUGGCGAGCUCAGGCGUUGCCUUCCACUCUCACCAGAUGGCGCAGAUCGCUCCUAAGCUCAAGGCUGCACUCGUUAAUGUGAUCAAACAUCCCAAGCGAAGGACUGCAAAGUGGAUCAGUACAUCUAUUCCAGAGAGCAGGUGGGAUUCAGCCCUGGCUCAGCUGUCGUCUGCUGACUACCACGUCAACAACCUAGUGAGCCCAGUACUGUUUCAGGAGGGACUGACUCAUGUGCCGGACAACGCGAUCGUGAUUGAGGUUGCCUCCCACUGCUUACUGCAGGCCAUAUUGAGACGGUCCCUUAACGAUGGGACGACGAUCAUUGGUCUGCAGAAUCGCAGGGAGGAAGACAACAUCAAGUUCUUCCUGGCCAGCAUCGGAAAGUGUUACGUGAGUGGAGUCAACCCGGCGCCAUGCAAGCUGCAGCCAUCGGCACCGCACUUCCCCGUGUCGCAGGGAACAGCGAUGCUGGGUCCUCUCAUAUCGUGGGAUCACUCACAGACGUGGGCCGUGCCCACACAGGACGAGUUCAUCAUCACCAACGGCAUGGGCGAAUGUAAGUUUGAGAUUGACCUCUUGCUGUACGCGCACGUCGCUGACGUGGUCAACAAAUGCACAGCAGGUGGCGUUGAGAUCACAGGCCUCCAUGCAGCCGUCGCACCGCGGCGCCACCAUCACGACUCGCCGACGCUGGAGCGGCACGUCUUUGUGCCGUACGUUGAGGAGUUGAGAGACGCCGCGCUGGACGGAUAUGUGAGCGCCUGCGAGGAGGUGUGUGGCCGCAUCGCCCGCGCUCUCGCCUCCACCGGGGGCGCUACCGUCCCCAACCCUCACCUCCUCGCCAAGAUCUGUGAACGUACACAGAAACAGUCGGACGCGGACGACUCCGGAUUCCAUGACCCCGAGAUCACCUAUGAUGUCGAGACACCGUCGGUGGCGGGCACCGCCUUCCACCUGCUGAACAAGAUGGCGGAGAUUGUCGCCGCGGGGUCAGACGGGGUCGUUGAAGCGCUGCGUGCGGCGGCGGGAGAGGCAGCGGGCGCGGAUGCCCUCCACCAGGUGGCGUUCUCUGGGCGCAGCCUGAAGGUGUGCGUCGACAUCGCACUUGAGAACCUGCGCACGGGGUCGUCGCUGGUCAAGGUCGUGGAGGUCGAGCCAGGCGAGCAGCGCCACCUAUCGGCGGAGGUCGCGGCGAUGAUGUGCCCGCAGCCGACGGUAGAUGUGGAGCGGGUCGUCUGCCGUGCGCGACCGACCGUCACCGACGACGAUGACGAUAACACGAGGGGGACUGGAGGUGUGCUUACUGUGAGGCUCCACCAGAUGCCGGAUAUGGCAGCUUGUUUCCUGCCUGAGGAGCAGGGGCCGAGGGUUGGAGAAUCAGGCUCCCAUAUCUACCUAACAGCUAACGACUGUGCCAGUGGCAUUGUAGGAAUGGUCAACUGUUUACAAAGGGAGCCAGGUGGUGACAGAAUCAGGUGCGUGUUAGAUGAGGAAGGGAUGGUCGAGGUUGGAGGCAAGAGGUGGGAGGAGAUGUGCAGGAGAGACUUGGUCAUGAAUGUAUACAGAGAGGGACUGUGGGGCUCAUUCCGUCACCUGCCCUUCAACCAAGAUGAGGAUGGAACCAAGAUGGCCGAGCACGCGUACGUGAACGUGGCGACCCGUGGCGACCUUUCCAGCCUGCGCUGGUUCGAGUCUCCACUCAAGCACUGGGCGUCGAUGACUGACGACAAGUACAAGGAGCUGUGCUCUGUCAGCUACGCCUCGCUCAACUUCAGAGAUGUGAUGCUGGCAACCGGCAAGCUGCCACCGGAUGCCAUUCCAGGUCACAUGGCGCUGCAUGACUGUAUCCUCGGCAUGGAGUUCUCCGGUCACAGCAGCGAUGGAAGGAGGAUCAUGGGAUUGCUGCCAGCUAAGGGUCUGGCGACGACCGUCGACGCUGAUAUCAAAUUCACGUGGCCUGUGCCUGAGUCGUGGACGCUGAGAGAAGGCGCUACCGUGCCUGUGGUCUACGCGACAGCCUACUAUGCUCUUAUCGUGAGGGGCAGGCUGAGAAAAGGAGAACGGGUGCUGAUACACUCUGGCAGCGGGGGUGUGGGGCAGGCGGCCAUCUCGGUGGCGCUGCACCAUGGAUGCGAGGUGUUUACAACCGUCGGCUCGCACGAGAAGAGAGACUAUCUGAAGCACAAGUUCCCACAGCUGCAGGACAAACACUUCAGCAACUCGCGCGACGCUAGCUUCGAGCAGGAGAUCCUGAUCGCCACCAAGGGAAAGGGUGUGAACGUCGUGCUGAACUCAUUGGCAGAUGACAAGCUACAGGCGAGCGUGCGUCUCCUCGCGCAACAUGGCCGCUUCCUUGAGAUCGGCAAGUACGACCUGUCGAGCAACACGCCGCUAGGCAUGGCAGUCUUUCUACGUAACGUCGCCUUUCACGGCAUCCUCCUAGACGCCCUCUUCGACCCCGACAAUGACGACUGGAUGCGUGUGCGCCACCUGGUGGCCGAGGGCAUCGCGAGCGGUGCAGUGCGCCCCCUGAAGGCGACGGUGUUCGCGCGCGAUCACGUGGAGGAGGCGUUCCGCUUCAUGGCACAGGGCAAGCACAUCGGCAAGGUGCUUGUACAGCUGUCACCCGGCAGAAGCUCACUACAUCAUCACAGGGGGCUAGGUGGACGUUCGGACUAUGAGCUGUGUCAGGUGACUGAUUCGAGCUAUGGGGGCUCAGAAUGUUGUCAGCUCACCAGCCGAUCCGGCAUGAAGACAGGUUACCAGCAGUACAGAUUGGCGGAGUGGCGCAAUCUGGGUGUGAAGGUAGAGGUCAGCAAGAUGGACGCCAGCAUAGAGGCACAGGCGAGACAACUGAUUGACGUGACACAGCAGAUGGCGCCACUAGGCGGCAUCUUUCAUUUGGCAGCGGUGUUGAGGGAUGGACUGUUCGAGAACCAAACAGCAGAGACCUUCAGCGAGGUAAACAAAUCUAAGAUGGCGGCUGCAGUUAACCUUGACCUCGUGACCCGCGACACGUGCGCCACCUCGCUGGACUGGUUCGUUGUGUUCUCGUCUGUGAGCUGCGGCCGUGGCAACGCUGGACAGACGAACUACGGCUACGCAAACUCAACGAUGGAGAGAAUCUGUGAGAGACGUCAGCGGGACGGCUUCCCUGCGCUCGCGAUCCAAUGGGGAGCGAUCGGUGACGUGGGGCUGGCACGCAGCCUGGGAGGCAAUGAUGCAGUCAUAGGUGGCACGCUGCCGCAACGCAUUACUUCCUGCAUGCAGACGAUGGAUGUGCUGCUGAACCAGCCAUUCCCCGUCGUCUCCAGCUUUGUGCUUGCAGAGAAGCGUGGCAGCGGCGGCGCAUCCACACAAGGCUCUCAAGUCGACCUUAUCCACGCUGUCGCCAACAUCCUUGGAGUGAAGGACGUCGCGACGUUGAAUGCUGAGCUGACGCUGGGAGAGCUUGGUCUCGACUCGCUGAUGGGUGUCGAGGUGAAGCAGACGCUCGAGCGAGACUUCGACCUCUCAUUAUCGAUGGAGAACAUCCGCCUGCUGACGAUGCGCUGCCUCGAGCGCAUCUCUCGCGGCGAGGCCGACAAGGACGAGGCGAGACACGGAGAGGAUUUGCGACGCGCUAAGGAGCUUGCGGAGAGCGAGGCGCUGAUACGAUACCGCUGGGACCUCAAUAAGCUGAUUCCAACGCAGUGUCUCGUAAAGCUAAACGAGGUUGAAGAAGGCAUACCCUACUUCUUGAUACACCCCUUAGAGGGUGCAGCACUGCAACUACAGGAUUUGGCCCCAGCAAUGCACUGUCCAGUGUACGGAUUACAGUGUACCACAGAGGCACCACUCACAAGUCUGCAAAAUUUGGCAACCUUUUACAUCCAGAAAAUCACCGACCACUAUCCGAUGGGAGCCGUCCAUCUAGGUGGCUACUCAUUCGGUGCCUGCGUCGCCUUUGAGAUGGCACUACAGCUGCAGCAGACGCAGCGCACCAUCGGCCAUCUUGUCCUGCUGGACGGCUCGCAUUCGUUCGUUGCCGCACACACGCGAAAGUACUCGGCACGUGCGCCUGCAGAGAGAGCCACGUUCGAGGUGGAGACGUUCUCGGAGGCUCUGUGCGCAUUCAUGAUGCAGUUCAUGGAGGUCGACUACAACACGGUACGCUGCGAACUACUGGCGGCAGACUCACAGGAAUCGCGGGUAGCUUACGCCACCGAGGUGCUCCUACAGACUGGUCUCUUCCACGAGCGGAGCGGCCUGGAGGAAGCUGCGUGGUCGUACUACAAGAAGCUGAUCAUCGCUGACCGUUACCAGGUGGAUGAGCAUUACCAUGGCAACGUCACACUGAUCCGGGCGGAGGAUGGACACGAGCAGGGCGAGGGACUUGGCGAAGAUUAUGGUUUGCACGAGGUGUGCGACGGAGUGGUGACAGUGCACAGGGUAGCGGGAGACCACGUGACCUUCGUGGAAGGCGACCGGGCCGUCGCCACGGCAGCGGCGAUCCUUGGUCAUCAGGCGACGACUGAGGCAUGUUGAUGUAAUGGUGUCGUCAUAGCUGUAGGUGUUAGCGGCGCCAUCUACCGAGAGAUGUGUGCAAGAAUACCUGCGGAUGUCAUUUUUGUCAAAAAUCUUUGUCGUUGUUAUUAUUGUUGCUGCUGUUGUUGAAGUUAGUGGAAGAAGAAUACCGGUUACAGAAAAUUCCAUUUUAAGAUUGCUCCUAAUGUCACAGAUUGCAUUCCGAGAUAUAGAGAGAGAGGGGCCAGAUGUAUGUGUUAUAUUUAAUAUAAUUUAAUAUGUGGUUCAAUUAUAAUUGUAUAUCACUUCACGUGAUAGCAAAUAGUUGUUUCUCUCCGUUGUACGGCACCAUGAAGUAACGUUUAAUUGCUUUCAAUAAAACACCGUGUGAAAAUAGAGUUAGGCUUGGUGUAAUAUAGCAAUCUAACUGUUCUGUGCCUCGCACAAGGAGCAUGUAGUGGUCUUUCACUCAUAAUCUUUAUACAGAUAUGUCCAUAUAUAUAUAUAUAUAUAUACGUACGUACAUACAUAUAUCAAUAUUUAUGCAUAUAUUAUAUGAUGUUAACGUUGUUUAAGAAGUAGUAGUUUUUGUUAUAUUUUGCUACAUUGGCCAGUUUAUUAUUAUACUUUGCAAUGUGGUGUGCAUUAUCUAGAUAUCUUUGCUAGUUAUCGCCAUUGCAGCACUAUCGCCCACAAUGAGAGCAGGCGCACAUAAUAGACCGAAUAUAUUCACGGAGAAUGCAUGUAAUAAUCUACUUAAGAUGAGAUGUAAUUGUCGUGUUAUCACUUCUCUGGUGUAUCGACUGUAUAUCGAUAUCAAUUCACCGCAUUACGUAUUUGUGCAUAGAUGUACAUAGAUGUGCCUCUGACUGUUGCAGGAACAUGCUUGCAAACGUUGAAGAUUUUGGUUACCGGUGAAAAGGCAGCCGCCAGGAAUGUAUACUUUGCGGUGUGUUAGUUUUGUGAUUGAAGGUUUCGUAAUUGUGUUAUUACAACUUAUUGUGUUAAGCAUUGAUCGAGUUGCUGUGAGUAAGUAAAUUGGCGAGCACGAAUCUGAACACGAAUGUGUUGCUUAUAGGUUAGAGGUAUUUAUUUUGAAAUAAAGAACGUGGAAAAUUA